GGGGCUGCGCAGGAGGAGCGCUCCGCCCGGCUACAACGCUCCGCGGGCCGGCGCGGCAACACCUGUUCGCGACAGCCAGGGCGGCACGCGAGCUCCCGGACGCGGCUCUCCUCGCUCGCCGCUCGCCACCCGGGCUAAAGCCAAUGGACCUCUGCCGAGCUGCUGGAGCAUUCUGGAUACUAGCGUUGGACGCCUAAAGUUUUUCCUUCUUUUUGCUGUAUUUUUUAUUAUUAUUAUUAUUUUGGAGGGGGGACCGGGAGGGGAGAUUGGUCGCCGCCGCCGACGAGAGAUUUUUUUUUUUUUGCCCCCUUGAAGGAUUCCUGCUGAUGUCUGCAGUCGGUUAGAGAGUAAAAACAGCGCAUGCCUUCCUGGAGUCAGGAUCCGUAAAUUCUGACGUAGCCCAUGCAUCUUAAAAAUCCCUAUAAUAACGCCUAGGCAUUUAAGUUGCUAUGGUCAUUCUGAUCUCCAAGCAAAUGGAGAAACUACGGAUUUUUUUUCCUUAUUACGGUCGCAUGGGAUGAAGACCUUCCUGCCUGCUGAGAGCUGGGGAUCUAUCCGUAGAGAUACCUAGAAAUGUUUAUCAAUAUGUCAGUGUGUGAGUAUGAAGUGGUGGUUUCUUAGACUCUCAGUGGUUUGACCUUGAACCUGUGCCAGUGAAACAGCAGAUUACUUUUAUUUAUGCAUUUAAUGGAUUGAAGAAAAGAACCUUUUUUUUUUCCUUCCCUCCUCUCUGUGCAACUGCAGUCAGGGGAGGGGAGUCGGAAUAUACCUCGCCUAAUAUCUCCUGGGUUGGCACCGUCAUUAUUGUUUAUUCUUGUGCUCCGAGAGCCCAGUCCUCCGAUGGCUCCCUUAGGUGAAGUUGGGAACUAUUUCGGUGUGCAGGAUGCGGUACCGUUUGGGAAUGUGCCCGUGUUGCCGGUGGACAGCCCGGUUCUGUUAAGUGACCACCUGGGGCAGUCCGAAGCAGGGGGGCUACCCAGGGGACCCGCAGUCACGGACUUGGAUCAUUUGAAGGGGAUUCUCAGGCGGAGGCAGCUAUACUGCAGGACUGGAUUUCACUUAGAAAUCUUCCCCAACGGUACUAUCCAGGGAACCAGGAAAGACCACAGCCGAUUUGGCAUCCUGGAAUUUAUCAGUAUAGCAGUGGGCCUGGUCAGCAUUCGAGGCGUGGACAGUGGACUCUACCUCGGGAUGAACGAGAAGGGGGAGCUGUAUGGAUCAGAAAAACUAACCCAAGAGUGUGUAUUCAGAGAACAGUUUGAAGAAAACUGGUAUAACACCUACUCAUCGAACCUGUACAAACACGUGGACACUGGAAGGCGAUACUAUGUUGCAUUAAAUAAAGACGGCACCCCUCGAGAAGGCACGAGGACUAAACGGCACCAGAAAUUCACCCAUUUUUUACCUAGACCAGUGGACCCCGACAAAGUACCUGAACUAUAUAAGGAUAUUCUAAGCCAAAGUUGACAAAGACAAUUUCUUCACUUGAGCCCUUAAAAAAAAAAAAAGUAACCACUAUAAAGGUUUCAUGCAGUGGGUUCUUAUUGAUUAGCUGUGUCGUCACCUCAGCUCCACUGUUGCCAAACUUUGUCGCAUGCGUAAUGUCUGAUGGAGCAUUGGAUGGGAACAUGCUGAUUUUGUUCUGCACUUAAAGGCUCAUCCCCCCGGAGGGCUGCCGAGGGCCCCCUGCUUGAUUUAGUGUGCAAGAAGGCGUGAGUGUGAGGGGUGUGUGUGUGUGUGUGUGUGAGUGAAUGGGUGCGUGGGUGAGGCGCAGGGGGAGAGCAGAGAGGACCACGGCCUGAUGCAUGCUGGGAAAUAGACACGCUUUUAAAUUUUUGAUCAGUUGUACUUCAUCCUAUAUCAGCACAGCUGCCAUACUUCGACUCAUCAGGAUGCUGGCUGGUGGCCUGCGCAAGGGUCUGCUGCAUUUUCAAAGGCAUGGAGGGUGCAGUUCUUACGUAAAAGACUUUUUUCAGUUAAUUCUCACUGGUGUCAUCCCAGUGAACUUAAAGCAAAGACCUCUUAGUAAAAAAAAAAAAAAAAAAAGAAAAAAAAGUUAAAUUUAUUUAUAGAAAUUCCAAAGGCAACAUUUUAUUUAUUUUAUAUAUUUAUUUAUUAUAUAGAGUUUAUUUUUAAUGAAAUAUGUACAGGCCAGAUAGGCAUUUUGGAAGCUUUAGGCUCUGUAAGCAUUAAAUGGAAAAGUCCGCUAUGAACCUGUGGUCAGUUCAUGCGAGGAGGUCUCACGGUGCAUGGAUACGAGGAGCUCUGACGACCCCCAAUGUACUAAAGGCGACAAUCUAUUUUGUGCCCGUAUUAUUGUAAACUUAUGCACAUCGCUCAUGACACUGAGUAUUCACUCUUCAGACUGCUUGUUUCAUAGCUUAUCCCAGAGGAUUAAAGAUAAACUGGGUCUCAACC
Messenger RNA from Oryctolagus cuniculus (rabbit), 2418 nucleotides. It is a transcript of the gene FGF9, whose product is annotated as fibroblast growth factor 9. Gene Ontology annotation, molecular function: growth factor activity. NCBI's taxonomy places the organism in Eukaryota, Metazoa, Chordata, Mammalia, Lagomorpha, Leporidae. The record is from RefSeq and is a predicted model, not a curated record.